This is a messenger RNA of Cuscuta europaea, 4924 nucleotides long. The record is from the annotation of a GenBank genome assembly. NCBI's taxonomy places the organism in Eukaryota, Viridiplantae, Streptophyta, Magnoliopsida, Solanales, Convolvulaceae.
GCAAAAUUGUUAAAAUAAUUAGUCUGCAGGACUCGAUACGGUAGUAGAUGCUCUAUCACGCCAACACGAAGAUGAACCCGGUGAGGCACAAGGGUUCUUACUAGCCUUGUUAGUCCGACAUUCUUCAUUCCUUCAAGCUGUCCGGGAUGAACGAUAGUCGAGCUCGGAAGGGCAACAAUUGAUCGAACACAUUCGUAAGGGCGAGGAAGGGUCACAAUGGCUUAUUCCUGAUGGGCUCGUCCAUUACAACAAUUGACUUUUUUUGCCCCCCAACCCUGCUCUAAUUCCAGCUGUAUUGAGAGACAUUCAUGAUACUACCCAUGAAAGCAUGCAAAAACACUGUUUUUCACUGGAACUGCCUCCCAACAGUCGUAUACAUGAUGUUUUUCACGUCUCUCUAUUGAAAAGAAUUUAAUCGUAAACCUCCAUCACACAUUGUUGCCAUACCUCUCCUUCAUGACGGUAAUGUUCUUCUUCAACCAAAAGACAUCUUAUGUUGUUGUCUAAAUCGAGGAAAGAAGCAGAUUUUAGUAGCAUGGGAAGGCUCGCAGAUUGAGGGUGCUACUUGGGAGGACUGCAGCGAGUUUACUCAGAUUUACCCACACUUCAAGCUUGAUGACAACAAGCUUUCUCUCCCGGUGGAGUGUAUUGAUACAUUCCUUGGUCAGACCUACCAACGUCGCAAAUAAUUAAAAUAAUUAGUACUGCUGUUUUAAUUCGUGUGUGAUAGUUAAAAUAAUUAGUGUUGUUGUUUUAAUUCGUGUGUGUUAGUUUUUUAAUCAUGGGUUAGUUGUUGGUUAUUUAAAACAAGUGCUUCAUGCACAUACUAGCAGUUUAAGAUCAUGGAUCCACUUUCCUAGUUUUUAGGAGUGGUUGUAACUUCCUAUCUCUAUUUAAGAGAAGGAUGAUUUGAAUAAAAAGGCUUUCAGAAAAUUGCCCAAUUAGUUUGGAGAACUCAACAACAUCUCCUGCUGCACUCUUAGAUAUAUGCAUUGUUCUUCUUCUGAAACUACUGAUCUGCCUCUCUCAACCCCUCCUGUCACACGAUUCCAAACCAGGGCCUAUAACAGUCCCAGUGUUCCACAAAUAGGUUUUAGGGCUUCUGGAUAAUUUAUUCCUUAGGACUAAAAACUGAUAAACUACAAAAAAACCUGCCUUAGAAAAUGCCAUGAGCACCUCAUGUCGUAUACCUUAACUGUCUGGGGCGUAAGCCUCUUACUUGCAUUAGGGGUGUAAGCCUUAGUACCUAUUUUGAAUGCCUCAGUGUGAGGCGCACCUUAAAAUGUGCCCUUAAGCACCUUGUCAAACCAUUGAUGUGAGGAUAUAAUUUGUUACAAUGAUGUAUUUUCUUUACAUUUCUUGCUUAACCUUGUCCAUCCGUAAAAUAAAAGGAAGCAUGGAUGGAGCAGAAAACUUGAAAAUGCAAAGUUUUUGCCACAAAUGAUGGAUUUGAUUUGGAUGAGGUUUGUGUACAUAUCAAACUGAAGGAGAAAUACAUUCGUUUUGUGAACCUGAUACCUUUUUGGACGCUUGACUACAUUAUGUUUUGGUGGUCCUGUGAGAUGCACACACCUUGUUUUCACUUUCUUUUUGUUGAGAAUGAGAACUCAUAUCUAUUCUGUCCCGCUAUUAGUGCGUUUUCUAAAGUUAUUCCUUCUAUUGCAGAAUCUAUUGAUGAUAAGUGUUGUUCGACUCACCUCAUUGACGGGGAUGGUAAUUUCAAUGUUGAAGGACUUGACAAGUUCAUUAAGAAUGUUAAACUGGCAGACUGUGGGCUUUCAUAUGCUGUUGUUUCAAUUAUGGGCCCACAAAGUAGUGGUAUGUCUUUCUUUUCAUCGUAGAAGAAUUUUAAGUGGUCGUCAUUGUACUCAAAUUUUCACCUAGUUCACAAAGGCUAGAAAAUACUUUCACAUUGUUCACAUGCAUUAACAAAAGAGUUUAAUAGUUAACUUGCCUCUUUUCGGAUCCUCUGACAGAGUCAUUUUUUGCAUCAGUACAGACGUACAGUUUAGUGGCACUAAUAACUGUGUCAAGCAUGUGCCAAUAUAUUUCUGGUGUAUGCUAUCCUCUAUUCUUAAAAUAUUUUGAUUGGUUUGGUAUUCUGAAUUUGGCAGGAAAGAGCACACUGUUAAAUAAUCUAUUUCAUACAAACUUCAGAGAGAUGGAUGCUUAUAAAGGAAGCAUGUAUUCAUGCACACUUUACCUUUUUCUUAUUUACUUUUUCAGUACAAAUAACUAAAAUUGAUUUUUUUAGAUCACAAACCACAAAAGGUAUUUGGAUGGCUAAAUGUGCCGGAAUUGAACCCUUCACCCUUGUAAUGGAUUUGGAGGGCACCGACGGAAGAGAGAGAGGAGAGGAUGACACGGCAUUUGAGAAGCAGAGUGCCUUAUGUGCCCUUGCUGUUUCUGAUAUAGUUCUAAUAAAUAUGUGGUGUCAUGAUAUUGGUCGUGAACAAGCUGCUAAUAAGCCUCUGCUGAAAACUGUUUUCCAGGUAAUAAGCAAACUGUUUUCAAGCGCUUCUGUUGAAAAUUGUGAGUAAGCUUUGCAUGUUGUUUCUAUAUUUUUCUUAACUUUUGGAGUUUUGGUGAAUCCACUUGGAGUUUUCAACAGAAACGCUUUCUCACAAUUUUCAAAAGUUAAGAAAAAUAUUUGCAUCAUUAAUUUCCCACAACGUAACAAUAAAUAAUGGCUGGUCGAGGUUGUUGCCCUUUCUAGUUAUGAGGAGAAAGAAGAACAUUUCAAAGCGCAGGUGGCUGAUCUAAGACAACGAUUCUUUCACUCUAUUGCACCUGGUGGGGUUGCUUGAGAUAGGCGGGGAGUUGUUCCAGCUUCUAGCUUUUUAUUUAGUGCACAUCAUAUAUGGAAUACGAUAAAAGAGAAUAAAGACCUUGACCUGCCUGCUCACAAGGUUAUGGUAGCAACUGUACGAUGUGAAGAAAUUGCAAAUGAAAAGUAUUCAUCUUUUACUCAACGAUAAUUAUACUUGUAGGAAUGGUGCCAACUUAAUGAAACAGUUAAGUCUCACACUGUGCGCGAGUUUGGGAAGAAGAUCAGCUCAGUGCUGCAGACUUGUCUUAAAGAGUAUGAGGAUGAGGUCACAUUUUUUGAUGAAGGUGUGAGAUUAGCGAAGCGCAAGCAGUUGGAAGAGAAGUUGCUGCAGCUUACCUUACCAGCCUACCAAUCUAUGCUGGGACUCUUGCGUUCUAAAACUUUUGAAGCAUUCAAAAAAGAUUUUGAUGAUGCAUUGAAUGGAGGGAACAGCUUUGCUUUGGCUGCUCAAAGCUGCACUGAGGCAUUAAUGGCCAAGUUUGAUAAAGGAUGUGCUGAUGCUGUCAUUGCUCAAGCUAAUUGGGACUCAUCCAAAGUGAGGGACAAGCUCAGACGUGAUAUAGAUACACAUAUUGAUGAAGUCCGUGCUGCUAGGCUGGCUAAACUUACAGCAUCCUAUGAGACAAAACUUAACGGGGCAUUAUCAGGACCUGUUGAGGCAUUAGAUGGAGCUAGAGAUGAUACAUGGCCAAUGAUUCGAGAACUCCUAAGGCGUGAGACUGAAGCUGCAGUAUCUGAUUUUUCUGCAGAGCUUUCUAGAUAUGAGUUGGAUGUUGAAACCAAAGGUAAUAUGCUUUCGAAGUUGAGGGAUCAUGCAAGAGGAAUCGUAGAAACAAAGACCAAAGAAGAAGCUGGGAGGGUUUUGAUCCGUAUGAAAGACAGGUUUACAACAUUAUUUAGCCAUGAUUCUGAUUCAAUGCCCAGAAUUUGGACAGGAAAGGAAGACAUUCGAGCAAUUACCAAAAAUGCCCGUUCAUCUUCUCUCAAGCUUCUCUCAGUUAUGGCUGCUAUCCGUUUGGAUGAAGAAUCAGACAAUAUUGGAAACACUCUUGCCCUUGCUUUAAUUGAUGGCAAAUCAGGCAGUGCUGCAAACAAAAGUGUCACUCCAAGUGAUCCUCUUGCAUCAAACUCUUGGGAUUAGGUUCCUCAAUCAAAAACCUUAAUAACGCUGGUCCAAUGUAAAUCUCUGUGGAGACAAUUUACAACUGAGACAGAGUACACUGUCACCCAAGCUAUUGCCGCACAGGAGGCUAGCAAGAGAAGCAACAACUGGUUACCACCUCCAUGGGCUAUUGUUGCCAUGGUUGUUUUGGGAUUCAAUGAGUUUAUGACCCUCUUGAGGAAUCCAUUGUAUUUGGGUGUCAUUUUUGUUGCUUAUCUGCUAUUUAAAGCACUUUGGGUGCAACUAGACAUCUCUGGUGAAUUUCGCAAUGGCACCCUUCCUGGACUUAUAUCGUUCUCAAGCAAGUUCCUUCCUACCGUGAUGAUCUUCUCAAAAAACUAGCGGAAGGACAAAGUCAAACAAAUGGUAAUUCUCAACACAAUCAUCAUCCAACCCUUUCAUCAAAGAGCUCGAGGAGUUCGGGCAUUGACCAUGGUGAUUUGUCAUCAACAGGUUCGUCCGAGGUCACCUCUGAAAACGGAGAUGAGUCAUCCUCAAGCCCUGCGACUAUUGAUAGGAAAACAAAGUGAAGUCCCCACACACCCGUUUUGUCUUCGCUUUGGCAUACACGUUCAAACUCAUUUGUACUUGGCGGCCUGCCUGGCUCAUUUGUCGUCCCAUGGGAGCACCAUGUGAAGGAUCGCUUAUUUAAUGCCUUCAUUUCUCAUGUAAAUGAAUGAUACAGUGGUGGCGGUGUAGCCUGUUUCACACAACAGAUGCCACCUGACCACACAAACUUAUAAUAUAUGUUCAUGUUUUUUCAGUUUUUUGGUUUGUUAUGUUUCUGUUUUUUUUAGUAAUUCAAAGGCCCCCUUUAUUGUUCUUGUCCUUCUAUUUUGUACUGGCAAGAUUGCAAGAAGCAUUACCAUGUUGUGAUGUUGUCUGUAUUUUUAGAUAUGUAGAUUCUUUGUACUAUUGUUCUCUACUCAAAG